UUGACACGACAGGCUGUGGUCUAUCUUGGUUUAGUUGAAAAUCUUCCUAGUCAGAUUCGUUCUCUCCCACAAUGUAUCAAUGCUAACUGUUUUUGUCUAGGGACAGGUUUAGGAGACCAGUGGCAGUGCGCAUGUGGUUGUGGAUGAUUCAGCGAGAGUCGAGUCCAGUGAGCAGAGCAACUGAGAGCACUUGACAGCGGCGAGUUUUUUCGCGUUUUUUCGGACAAUGAAUAUUUGACAAGAAAUUUGAAUUAACAAAUGACCACUAGGAGAGAGGCGAUGACAAAACCUUGAUGCUUUGGUGGACCAUACAUAGCCAUACGCCUGGCUGAAGAAAAUCUAAACAUCUGCUUCAGGGAAAGGUGUUAAUCUUACUUGACAACUAGCCAUAAUGUUUUGGAUUUGACUUGCUCAGUCAUCAAUAUGGUGCUUUCAUAUCAAGCAGUGUUUGUAAGGUCAUUUAACUGAAUUUUUUUUUGAGGUAACUAGCUAGCUUGCCAGGCUACUGCUUGCUUGAAUUUGCUAGUUAGCUUACUAGCCAACGUUAGCAAUUGGACCUGCACUUGGUAUUCAAUCAAACCAGCCGAUUCAGUCGUCAAUUAAGGAAUUUGCGGUCGUGCAUGUUAAUGCAUCAUCAUCUGUUUCAAUAGCUCUGCCAGCCCAGCACACCCAUGAUCCAGAAGGCAGCUGAUGGAAGAUCCGGUUCCCAACUUGCCCACCAUGGUCUCCAGGCUGCCCAAGUUUGGCUCGCGCCCCAUGGCUGUGACUGCCACCGCCCCACUGACCAAUGGGACCCGCCACCACCCUGCCUCCAGCACCACGGGCAAAGGGUUACCCACUGCCACCACUAGGCAGAACGGAACAAUCCGGAUGUCGUCCUCCUUCUCUCUGAAGUGGAAGAAGGGAAAAGGGGGAUACCCUGUGGAGAGUGGGGGGGACUCAUGGGAGGAGGACAGAACUGGAGCUGGGCAUCAACCCCGACAACCGCAGCACUUACCAAUGGUGGUACGGGAGAUUAAGAAGCCGUCAAGCAUGCCUGCCACAGUUAAGGUACAGGGGUGUGCUUCCACCUUCCCCAGGACUAUACGCUCCAGAACUGGGUCUCGCGUGGCUGUCCCCAAACAGGCCUUGUCUGGACAGAGUCUCUGCAAUGGCAAAGCGGGUCUCAAAGGCCAGGCGGGUGGUGGUGGGCGGUCUGGGACCGGUUCAGUCAGGCGGGGCCAAAGCUGUGGUUCUCCCCACAGCAACCUGACCAGCAGCCUGUCCCAGUCCAGCGACAGCCUGGAGAUGGCCACAGAGGAGAACAUGGUGCGGUCCCAGAGCCUCACCCACGUCAAGAGGAUCCCCUCCUCCACCGAGCCACCCAUCAUCCGCUCCUACUCCUUCAACAGGUCCUCGGAGCUGGCCAAGGAGCUGCCCAGGCCUCUAGCCAAGUCCCCGCUGGUCAAGACAUCUCCCCUGGCCAGACCAACCCCUGUGCUGAGUAGUGGGGGGAGAGGAAAAGGCCUACAUCUUAGUAAGUGUGGACCUAGACCAGUGCCAGGCAGGGCUGGGUUGGAAACAACUAGCUGCAUCUUGCCACCCAUCACACUGAGGAAGUCCUUAGUACCUAGUUCAGCCUCCUCCACCACCAAGUCUUCGGCCCUCCGCUACAGGCUUACACGACCCUCCCUCAUCAAGCAGCCUUACCUUGUCCUGGCCCCCACCUCCCAGAAGGUCCAUGGCAACAGAAAGGAAAGCGAGGGGAGGAGGAACUCGGUGGAGAUGCCCGCUGUCACCCCAGACCUGACCAACAUCACUGACAGCCCAGGGAGUACCACAGAGGGCCUGCUAGAGGAGCCUGUGGCCCCCAGUGGAGUCCAUCAGCUGGGAGAAGGCCUGGAGGACAUGUCACUCUCCUCCACCUCCUCCCUGGAGCUCAACGACACCAGCGAGGAGUACAUGGACGAUUUUGACAACCUGGGAAAUGGAGGAGACGGCAUUCUGCUGCUCCCGGCCCAGAACGGAAGGCUCGAUCAAUCACAGCCUGACUUGGAUGAUGACAACGCAGACGUCAACCGACGGCACGGUGGAACCUCCAUGACUGGCCUUCACAGCUUCCUGUCUGACAGUGUGGACUGGGCCAGGAUGGGACUCACUGGGGGGUUGUCUCGGCGUACUAGCCAGGCCCUGUCUGGGGGUGCAGAAUACCCCCUUGGCUCAUCUCUGGACCUGUCCCCCUCAGACUCUGGCUCGGGGGGGACCUACAUGUGGGACGAGGAGGGUCUGGAGGCCCUUGGGACCAUCACACACCCCUGUGGGAGUUACGACUCAGACCUCAACAGCAUGGACAUACUCAACAACCUGGACAACCUGGAGUCUGGGUGUGACCUGGAUGACGAUGACCUCAUGCUGGACGAUGACCUCCCUGCGCAUGGCUCCUUGCACAGUGAUACUGAUGGGAUGUCCCAUCUGACCCACUGGAGAAGACAGCUCUGUUGGAAUGCAGAGGAUCACCUCCACAAUGACAACCGUAGUGACGUUGGGUUCCAGCCAUAUGAUGGGUACCAGGGCACAGGCUUGUCAGGUCUUCAUCAGGCUGUGGAGCUGGACGAGCUGACUCUGAAACACAUGGCGGAGGACUGCUGCUCUGUCAAGACCCAGCUAGAACACCUGAAGCUACUGCUGCAGGUGGAGGUUGGUAGUGAGAUGGACAACACUCUGGAUACAUUGAGUCCAGAAUCCAGAGAGGACCCCAUUCGAGUUCGACAGGUGGAGGAGCUGUUGAAGGAGGUGCAGGAGCUGAGAGAGGAGCUGAGAAGUAAAGAUAGGAUCAUUGCUCAGCUCACCAAGCAUGUGGCUGUUCCUGUCGAGCCCACGAGAUGCCACUGCCAGCAGCACAGGGAUGUGGAAAGUGUGACGGUGACCUACCAUGACAAGGCCACACAGACUCCACCGUGGAGGGGACAUGCUGUUGGUCGGCCUGCUCCUUUCCUCUCUCCCUGGCAGCACUCGCAGCAGAGGAUCCCACGGGCAUGCAUGCCCCACCACAGCAGACAGACCUCAAAUACUACAGCCUUCCAGGCCAUGGCCCAACAGCGUGCAGCAACCUCAACCCCAGGAAAGACUAACAAGCUCAGCCCACACGAGGCCCCCCGGGACUCCUCCAACCCAGGCUGUGGGGACCCGGCCAAAAUGAUUCCUGCCCCUAGCCUCCCGCAGACCCCCGGCUCUCUGAAAACAGCCUCCAUCCCUAAAAGGCCACAGGAAGGCCCCAUAACCAACUCCAACCAGACGUCCAUGGCAGGCUUCCCCAGGGUGGUGAGAGGAAUCCAGUUUAGGAGCAGUCCCAGGCCGGGCUUCACAACUCCACAGUCCAGGCUGCUCCCACCUCCCUUCAGAGGUCUGCCUUGCUACAGCUCCGUGAACCAGGCCUCUGCACCCUCCCAGGGCCCUGCACUGCCGGCCUGCCCCCGGACCAAAGCACCCAGACAGACUCCAGGCCUCAGAGAACCAGAGAUUGGCGGGUUCAAGGCCAGAGGGUCUAGUCCAUCCCAGCCUCUUACGACAUCCCAAGCCAAAGAGCCACUGACCGCUAUCUCGCAACUCUCAAACAUUGCCAUGUAGCAAGACCACUCAGCACCACCUUCUACCCAUUCAAACCCAAAAUAUCUAACUUCUUCUAAAGGCUUCCAGGCCUCACCUCAGCAAGGUUACCAUGUCUACCCUGUAAGAAUGGAAGACUUGUAGAUUAUAUCCGAAAUAACAAACUAGGUGGUUCAAGCCCUGAAUGCUGAUUAGCUGACAGCCGUGGUAUAUCAGACCGUAUACUACGGGUAUGACAAAACAUUUGUUUUUACUGUUCUAAUUACGUUGGUAACCAGUUUAUAAUAGCAAUAAGGCACCUCGGGGGUUCGUGGUAUAUUUCCAAAUAUACCACACCUCUUCGGGCCUUAUUGCGUAAAUAAAUAUAUGACCCCACAGACUAUUUUAGCUAGCCUGCUGCGCUUCCAGU
Oncorhynchus keta (chum salmon) is the source of this 3994-nucleotide messenger RNA. It is a transcript of the gene ccser2b, whose product is annotated as coiled-coil serine-rich protein 2b. Gene Ontology annotation, molecular function: microtubule binding. Gene Ontology annotation, cellular component: microtubule cytoskeleton. The record is from RefSeq and is a predicted model, not a curated record. NCBI's taxonomy places the organism in Eukaryota, Metazoa, Chordata, Actinopteri, Salmoniformes, Salmonidae. The transcript has 11 exons. Gene Ontology annotation, biological process: microtubule bundle formation. The coding region runs from base 691 to 3606 and encodes 971 amino acids.